GCGGAGAGUGUUCCUCUUCAUGUUGUUUUGUUGUGGCCGUCAGCUGAAUGUUGGCUUUCUGACCGCGCUGACACCACGGAGGGAAGUCCCCGGACCCCCCUCCCUUCGGCUCUCCCAGACCCGCGGGCUCGGCGAGCGGCUCCAUCCGCCUCCAUCACAAUCCAGGAAAUGCGGACCGCUGGCUUAUUCGCCACCGGAUAAAUGGCUGCAGCUGCCGUACAGUAGCGAACGGAGCCUGUGAAGCGUCUCUGAGGGGGGGAAGACCAGACUGCUCUGUCAGACUAUUCAGCAAUUGACCUGACUACACAAUUGAGGACCAGCAAAAGAAAUGCGGAGAAGAUCUUGAGCGGGCUGUUAGGAUGGCUGCAGCUGGACAGAAGCAUAGCUGUACACUGAGAGAUGAUCCAUGUUUACCUACAUCAGUGCUGCUCCAGGGCACAUUUUAACAAUGCCUCACUUGGUCCUCUUGAAUAACUUAAGGCCCACACUGAAAAAGGCCCUUUGUUGGGAUUUACAAUCACUGUCCACAACCCCUUGUCUCUGACCUCCCUGCUGCCAUGCGGUUACGCCCAUGAGGCUCUAAGGGCCCUUGCUUAUGCAUCUGUGAGGCCUCCUCCUCACUCUAUGGAGGCCGAGCCCAGCCAUUCGGCUGAUGGGGAGCGCUCUGGAAGACAAGAGCAGCAGCAUGUGACAGCUGAAUCCCCACUUGGGUCUUGUCCACCGCAGCAGCCCCAGCAGCCCUCUAACCCACGUCCUGUACACAGAGCUUUGGGUCGACUGCAGAAUCGCCAGCCCAAACGUGCUGAUCUUCUUCGGUUACAACAGCAAGUAGUAGCAUGGCAGCAAACGGACACACCAGGUCCUUCAGGAGGCAGCCUUUUCUCUUCAGGAUCUGCAUCAAUCUCAUCUCUUCCUUCUACAUCCUCCACCCAGGUUGAGCAGGGUCACAGGAUCCCAUCUCAGUCAAGCCAAGAGACUAAAGAAGGGGUGAGCUCUCCUAGAAAAGGAGAGAAAAAAACCCCGAAACUAGGGAAAUAUGUGUGCACUUAUUGUGGCCGUCCUUGUGCCAAGCCAAGUGUUCUUCAGAAACACAUUCGCUCCCACACAGGAGAAAGACCUUAUCCUUGUGCUCCCUGUGGUUUUUCUUUCAAGACCAAGAGUAACCUGUACAAGCACCGCAAGUCCCAUGCUCAUCGCAUUAAAGCAGGUCUUGUGUCCAGUCGUGAUGAGCCCAGUUCUAGUGGCCCAGACUGCCGUAGUAUUGGAGAAGAUCCUGAGGAGCCUACAGAAGGAGAAAGUACAGAGUCAGAAGACGAGACAGGCCAACACAGAAAAUCUUCUAAGGAGAUUUCGGCACGACAGAAAAAAGGUGGUAAGGAGUUGCCCGAGGGGUCAGAAGAGUGCCAGAGGCCUGAAGAUUCUCAAGCUGUUAAGCAAAGGCUGGCGCUGCGACUUAGUGAAAGAAAACGUGGACCCAUGGCUUCUCCUGAUGAUCCUCCUUUGUCUCUCUCCACCUCAUCUUCGUCUCUUGGCCCUGGCAGUAAAGGCAGCACAGAGUCUGGAUACUUUUCUGGAUCUGGCAGCACUGACCUGUCCCAAGUUAGUCCUCCGAGCGCUAGUGCCAAAACCUACGCAGAAAUAAUUCUUGGGAAAUAUGGGAGGUUGGGAGGGCAGCAGCGGAGUUCACAUCCCCAGCAUUCUAAUUCUCCCCUUUCUGCACUGCCUGGAACAGAUGAGAAGAGUAUUUCUUUUUCUGUACCCAAAACCCAAGUAAUAGAACACAUUACAAAGCUCAUCACUAUCAAUGAAGCAGUGGUAGACACCAGUGAGAUUGACAGCGUGAAGCCUCGACGUUCCUCUCUGUCAAGGAAAAGCAGCUUUGAAUCGCCCAAAUUGACUACCCAAAAAGACGCCUACACAUUUGAUUCAAAGGGAGAAGCCCCUGGUCCAAGUGGUUUGGGACAUCCACACAAUCCCGAAACAGAUCCAUCAGCUACCCAAACGUCAACAGCCCCCCUGCUCAGAAGUCGCUCUAUGCCAUCGUCUACCAGCCAACAAGAGUUCUCUGUGUCUGGAAACAGGUCCACCAGAGGUUAUCGUCUCUGCCAGUCUUUCGAUGAGCAGCAGGCUUCGGCGGCAGAGAUUAACAUUGUUCAUGCCCAUCGUAUGCUGAGGCGCCAACCUGCCAUAGAGGUUCCUCUGGGAGCUGAGCUUAUGUUGGAGGAGACUCCGCCCAACUCCUGUUCGUCAAUCAAAGGCAGAGACGGAGUCAGGCAUCCACAGCAACAACCACCGCAAAGUACUUUGAGCCCAUUUGAAUGCAAAAUAUGUGGGACACAUUUCCAGCAUAGUGACAACUACAGGGCUCAUGCAGGCAUGUGCACAGGGCAGAAAACGCUGGUAGAAGAGAGCAGCGAUGCAAGUAAGACCUGCAGAGAGGAUCGGCCCCAGAUGAUGAUGCACUAUAAAUUCAGAGCCUUGGCCAUGGCUGUGAGGAAGAGGAGGAAAGAAGAGAGUAUAGAAGAGGAUCUACCUAGUCCUGGGUCCGUAGCCAUGUCAGAGAGGUCUGCAGUCCUCCUACCAGUGGCAGGUCAAGGACACAACCAGACACUCUCAGGUGCUUCUGUCGAGACUGAGUCGGGACAACAGCAGCAUGACAGAAAAGGGGUGUCUGUCAUUCAGCACACAAGCUCCUUUGAAAAGCAGGAGACAAUCUCCAUGGAAAGUGAGGUAUCAGAUGUCAAGGAGGCUCAACAAGCACAACAACCCCAUCCAAAACCUUCUACAUCACGCCUCAUCCGCCAGCACAACAUCCAAGUUCCAGAGAUCUUUGUUACAGUGGAGCCUGAUGCUGACAUGACGUCUUUGUCACCAACAGUAACAGCAUCGUCUUCUAAGGAGGCAGAAAGAGUGGAGGAGUUCCAGUGGCCACAACGUAGCCAGUCUCUGGCCCAACUCCCUGCAGAGAAACUGCCCCCGAAGAAGAAAAGACUCCGCUUAGCUGAGAUGGCGCAGUCCUCAGGGGAGUCAAGCUUUGAGUCUGUGUCUCUGCCACGCAGUCCUAGUCAGGAGAGCAGCAUGUCCCACACUUCAAGUCUUUCCGCUUCUUUCGAAGAUGCAGCAAGGACUGAACCUGCCCUUUGGGGCUCCAGUAGCCAAAGCACCCAAAUGUUGACCGUGCCAUCCCCCUCCCAUCAACACAACCAAAGCCACAAGGAGAUGAGGCGUUCAGCUUCAGAACAGGCCCCUCAGAAAACAGAGCAGGUCUCCGAAACCAGAAGUAAAUCUUUCGACUUGGGUUCCUUGUCAUCUCAGCAGUCAGCAUCAUCCUGGAAAGAACGGAGGAAGUGUCUCCUUGUAAAGCAUGCUACCUUAGGGGAACCUGAGCAAGAGGAGGGGGUUGGCAUGAGUCAGCUAUCUAGAGCAGACAGUCCGAAGCCUGGUCCUUCUCACUUGAGCCACCCUCUGGUUUACUCAAGUUCCUCUUUCCACCCAGAGGACACGGAGAAUGUCUUGCAACUGUUACAGCCACGAGAUGUGCUUCCUCCACAUCUAAGCGGCCAACCAACAUUCCCUCCAGGAUUGCCGGCGACACAGUUUAUUAACAGAAGCUUUUUACAUCCACAAAUCGCUCCACCUGUACACCCAAUGCAGAUCCACAUGGGUGAACAGUUGGGUAUACAGCUCCAUCAACUUCCUGCUUUAGUUCCUGUCCAAUUUCCCUUCAGGACCACUGCUAGCCAGUCUCUGUACUUACCUUCACCUCCAUUACAUUCCUCACAUGCUUGUACAGCUCCUUCCACAGAUGGAAGAACCUCGUCUAUGUCUUUUGACCUUACCCAGCAGUCUCUUGUUACAAUUUCUUACCCCUACCCGCGGCCUGUGAUUGCCACUUGUGUGGCACAGCUUACACCAGCAGUGUCCCUGGUGGUGCCAGUCCGCCUCCAAACCCACAUCCCUACCUAUACUCGUGCAAUGUACACCACCCUGUCCCAGAUUCUCACUUCUGCUUGUCCGCAGGAGCCCAUUUUUUGUACGGCCAUGACACUUAUGGGCCAAGUAGAAAGGAGCAAGUUACAGAGGUCUUAUCUGAAAGUCCCCUCACCAGACAUUAAGUGUCUCCCUCCACUACUUCUUCCUGGAGAGGGUAUGUCACCAUCAGUCGAGGGGUACGGUCCACUUGGCCCUGGUGGGAGUAAACGCAUGCUCUCACCUGCAGCCAGUCUGGAGCUCAGUACUGAAGCUCAGCGUCACCAGAAAAGAGUAAAAGAGGAAGAGGAGGGUGAACAACACAAGUCUGCAAAAGAAGCGGAGAAUGUAGAGGAAAAAAUGCACAGGGGAGGAGGAAGUAAAGCUGCUGGGAAACAACUGGAAGAGAUUGAAAGUAAAAAAGACCUGCUUGAAACUACAACUGUAAAAACAGAAGGGAAGCAUAAAAGGGAGGAGAAACAGGUAGAAGAAUCAACUGGGAGAAGUCAAAAAGAGGAGCAACAUCCUGUUGAAGAGAAGAAGAUUGAGAGACCAAACACCCGUUCAUACCCCAGCCUUCACACGUCCACCUCUGUCAACUGGUGCUACCUGAACUAUGUCAAACCCAACCCGACCGCACAGAGGGACAGUAGCACCUCAGUUUAUUCCACCUGGAGUGUCAGCGGACACAACCCAAACUUGCCAGGCAUCAGCACUAAGGUGGCUUUGUCUCUGCUGUGCUCCAAACAGAAGCAUUGCUCAGAGACCUACACCAUCGCCAUGGCUCCAAAUCCAGACAAAAUCAAAAAGCCCCCUUCAAGUAGCAACGCUCCACGAGUGUCAGAGGUCCAUCCCACCACAGCCAGUCCCUCCACUGAUGGAACAGAUCACCAGCCCGAACAGGAGGAGAAUAAAGAAACCAGAGAAAAAGAGGCGCCGUCCACCUCAAAACAAAGCGAAACAUCUCGUGUCCGAAUAUUUGAAGGAGGGUAUAAGUCUAACGAAGAGUAUAUUUACGUUCGAGGGCGUGGCAGAGGAAAGUACAUAUGCGGGGAGUGCGGCAUCCGCUGUAAGAAGCCCAGCAUGCUGAAGAAGCACAUCCGAACACACACUGAUGUCCGUCCGUACAUUUGCAAACACUGCAACUUUGCCUUCAAAACCAAAGGGAACCUUACCAAACACAUGAAGUCAAAAGCUCAUGGGAAAAAGUGCCAGGCAAUGGGAGUGUCUGAAGCGUCGGCGGAUGAGCCGGAGAGCGAGGAAACAGCAGCCCACGAAGAGCGUGCCUGUUACUCAGAGGAGCAGGAAGAACACCGUUUUUCCAACGUCGAGGAGUCUGAGGACGAUGACGACAACGACGAUGACGAUGACGAAGACGAGGAAGAGGGAUCGCACGACGACCCUCCUUCCUCCUGUUCAUCCGACACCCACGCAUCGACGGGGGGCCGUUCCAAAUGCAGCGGGCACUCUCGGCAGUGUACUCCGGAGCCGGAGCCCGCGUGUCUCAUCCCCAGUCCCGGCCUAGAAACGUCCCAAAGGGGGACUUGGCACAGCAGACGUGCCGCCUCACCGGGCAGCAGGAGAGCCCUGUUCUCCCGACGGAGCUGGAAGGCGUCGCCGAGAACUUUCUCCCCCAGCAGUGGGAGCUGUUCCCCCAGUCACAGUCUCUCUCCGCGCCUGGAGCUGUCCUCACCCGUCCAUAGUCUGUCCCCAAGGACAGAGCUACCCUCACCCAGCCGGCAAGUGUCGCCGUCCCCUGAAAGAGGACCCUCUCCCGUCAGACCCGUCUCUCCUCUCCGUCCCAUCUUGUCAGGCUGCUACAGGUUAUCGCAAGCUAGGACGCCGCCUAUGCCGGUUGGAGCAAAGCAGAGGACGCUUGGAUGUCUUCCCUGGGAACACCUCAAUACAAGGAGUAGCUACAUGAAAGUGGACAAAGGCGGUACUGCAGGAACAGGACAACCCCUCCUGUUUCCGCCUGCCUUCCGCCUCUCCACAUGCGAGGCCUACGUCGGCCACCCAGCGGCUGCAGUGGACAACAUCUUCAGCCAUCUUCCAAUGCACUCCCAGCAGGCCAAGGUCCCUUAUCUGAUGAUUCCUAUCGGGGGGAUCCAAAUGGUACAAGCCAGGCCACGCUCCAACCCUUCCACCCCCUCGUCCCCCAUGUCUCCUUCCACGGAGGGGCCCUCACCUGCCAGGUUUGACUCAUACUGGGGCGGGACCCCAGGACCUCAAGGGAGUCGGGCUCCGGGAGGCGAGCGCUCAGAAAGCAGCCAAUCAGGACAGCGCGGCGCAAACGUGCCGACUUCGAAACUGGAACGGACGGACUCAAAGCAAUAUGGCAGCUCGCGAAGCUCCGCCCACGAGGGGGAGGAGCCACCUUGCGGAAGUGAGCAGGUGGCUCGAAGAGACCAGAGCACCUAAUAACGUCUUAUUUGCUUUCUUUUUUUAUACCGUUUUCAAUACAAUUGUUAACUUAAAUGUUUGGCAAUAUUCAGGUUUGUCAUAAAAAAAUGCACUUUUUUUUCUUUGUGAACAUUUCUGUAAAUGUAUAUAUGAAAAUGAUAUAUGAAUAUAAAGUUCCUGUAUCUGUAUCGAUACUGGUAAUCUUACUGUCUGUUGGAAUAUGUGUAAAGGUAAUAUAAACAUUUGUAAAUGACCAAAAUAUUACAUCUUUAAAAAAAAAUCUUUUUUUUCCCAGUAUUAUACUCCAAUUGUAGUUGUGCCUUUUCUGUCCAGGUUUGUGUUUUGAGCUGUACAGUACAGAUAGAACAUGAGAAGGCUGUGAAAUUUUAUAUUUGUGUCGAUUUAUAUUCGGUGUUUUCGUUCUUAAUACUGUCGCUUUAAUUCCAGGGUAACCAAGAGUCAGAUGGAUGAUUUAUUGAAGGAGCAGCAGAAAGCCGUCACAGGGAAUGCACUGAAGUUCUAUUUUUUAAUCGUAUGAGACUCUGGAUGAGGUUUCUCUCCACAAGGACGAGCGCUCCUUAUUUAUUGUUGACAACCUUUCAUUUUUUUACUCUUUGUUUCUUUUCUUACAUUUUUCAUGAUGUUCUUGCGAUUUGAAUCGGUGGAUAAAGAUGAGGGAUCGACCGGUGCCAAUGGAUCAAGUGCCCUGCAAAUUUCACACACAGCCAAAUUUGCAGUCAUUGGGAAAAAUUAAAAAAAUAUCUAUAUAUUGCACCAAA
Molecule: messenger RNA, 7151 nt
Organism: Nerophis lumbriciformis (worm pipefish)
Lineage: Eukaryota; Metazoa; Chordata; Actinopteri; Syngnathiformes; Syngnathidae
Gene: hivep3b
Product: HIVEP zinc finger 3b
Biological process (GO): regulation of transcription by RNA polymerase II
Cellular component (GO): nucleus
Molecular function (GO): DNA-binding transcription factor activity, RNA polymerase II-specific; RNA polymerase II cis-regulatory region sequence-specific DNA binding
Source: RefSeq, a predicted model, not a curated record